Messenger RNA from Megalops cyprinoides (Indo-Pacific tarpon), 3511 nucleotides. RefSeq names its product lactosylceramide 1,3-N-acetyl-beta-D-glucosaminyltransferase A-like. Gene Ontology annotation, cellular component: membrane. The record is from RefSeq and is a predicted model, not a curated record. The transcript has 2 exons. Gene Ontology annotation, biological process: brain development. NCBI's taxonomy places the organism in Eukaryota, Metazoa, Chordata, Actinopteri, Elopiformes, Megalopidae. Bases 571 to 1710 code for a protein of 379 amino acids.
GUCUGGGGCUCACACUGAAAGCAAGAGGGCAGAGUUUCCCUUCGAGCUGCACUUCCUCCUCCUCCACUGCCACAAAAAGAACGAGCAGCUGAGGCGACAGCCACAAGUACUGCAUUCACAGCUCAGGGAGCUACAGCUCCCCGCUCCAUUCAACAGGAGGGAAAACUCACGCCUCGCCACCGCUUGGAUUUCUAGGAGAAAACUCACACAGCUGGUGUACUAUUACAGACACAUGGAUUAAACUUUCAAAUUCUGAGGAUGCGAUGACCUGCACUGUGGCAGAAGCCUGCAGGUUCCUUGACAACAUGAUGCUUUUCGCCUCCAGAGCAAUCCACCCUGGAGUCUAACCCCAACAGGCUGAGGUGAGAAAAAGUGGUCAGAGAAGAUGUUACCAAAUAUCUCCAGGGGAUUUCUCUGAGGAACCUAUUCCCCCCUUUGUCCUGUGGGAUCAACUGCUAUGGAACUCAAACAUUUGAAUUAUUGUAAGAGCAGCAAGCAUAUCCCAUCUUCAAAGGCUUCUUACUGGACCUGACAGUGACAGCAGGAGGGGGUGGACAGGACAGUUGCAGGAUGUUUAUGAAUUUUAGGAGGAUCAGAAAAUGUCAAUGUGUACAGCUGAUAACCACAUGCUUCAUCCUGUCAAUCAUGACGGCCUGCUGGGAGCAGCUGGACCACCACAUCGUGAGCCACAUGAAGUCCUACUCCUACCGCUACCUCGUCAACAGCUACAACUUCAUCAACACAAGCUUUACCAUUAGCCGCAAGGAAGCCAACAGCCUCAACAACUACUCCUACGUGAUCAACCAUGAGCGUGCAUGCGACAGUAGUGAUGUGCUGCUGCUCCUGUUCGUGAAGUCGUCCCCCCAGAACGUGGCGAGGAGGCAGUCCAUCCGUUCCACCUGGGGGAAUGAGACGUAUGUGCGGCGGGAGCUAGGGGCCAACGUGCGGGUGGUGUUCGCCCUGGGGCUUCACCCGCAGCCCGAGCAGAGGAGCCGGGUCCAGCAGGAGCUCCUUAGGGAAGACCGCAUGUACCGAGACCUGAUCCAGCAGGACUUCGAGGACACCUUCCACAACCUCACCAUCAAGCUGCUCCUGCAGUUUCGCUGGGCGCACACUCACUGCAGCCACGCCCGCUUCCUCAUGUCCGCUGACGAUGACAUCUUUGUGCACAUGCCCAACCUGGUGCGCUAUCUGCAGGAACUGAGCUGGAAGGGCGUGCAGGACUUCUGGGUGGGCCGCGUACACAGGGGUGCUCCGCCCAUCCGUCGUAAAGACAGCAAGUAUUAUGUGCCCUACGAGAUGUAUCAGUGGGCUUCUUACCCAGACUACACAGCAGGAGCAGGGUAUGUAGUUUCAGGGGAUGUGGCGGCAAAAAUAUACCAGGCCUCAUUGACUCUUAACACCACGCUCUACAUCGACGACGUCUUCAUGGGUAUUUGUGCCACCGCAAUGGGAGUGUCGCCCCAAGAACAUGUUUACUUUUCAGGAGAGGGUAAGGCUCCAUAUCACCCGUGCAUAUACAACAAGAUGAUAACCUCCCAUGGACAUGUGACAGACAUCCAGGACCUCUGGAAGGCAGCAACUAAUCCUGAGGUCCAAAACAUCUCCUCUGGACUCAUGGGGAGGCUGUACUGUACAGCAGUGAAAGCCAUUCUUCUUUGUAAACCAUACUAUUAUGACACCUACCCCUGCAAGGCAGCCUUUUCAUAGCGUGAGCUCCUCAUUACCAGUCAAGGCGGUUCUCUUUUUAGUGUUUCAAGCCAGGGGCAUUCUCAAAUUAAGGGCUUGGGUCAUAUGUUCAAGCAUCUGUUUAUGCCUUGUGUCUCUGGCUUGUAGUUUUGGAUUUACUGAGAGAGGAAACACACUGCACGGUUGCACAGACCCUGAGUAGCGCUGGAUUUACUUAAGAGUAGUUAGGGUGAGGUAAAAAGUUUGAGGGGAAGAAUCCAUUCAACACAAUGUCCUUCUGACAAGUUCCUAGCGGGAUAUUGUCCAGACAUGCUGACAGCUAUUAGUGUUAUAAUUCAGUUCCCUAUCCUAUCUUCUUCAAUUAAACUGAUUUAAAGGGUAUUUUCCUUGUUUCGCAUUCUUUCUUUCCCCAUGGAAUACGCAAAGGACAGUGUCGCCUGACUGUGCUCCUGUGAAACUAGAGCAGCACACUAGCAGCCAUUUUCUGCCACUGGCAUUUUCCAAGACAUCACAAAACGACCUCAGACUCCAUCCUAUUCACUAAAUAAUUCCACAUGAACAUUCAAGCUCUACGCUUCCUGAAUCUUUCCACAUAACAAUUAGUGUCCGUACAGCAGCUCUUUACUCUGUGGUGGUUCAAACAGAAAUUCUGAAGAACAGUGCUGGAGCUUUAGUGUAAAACUGUGUUUAGUUAACAGCUUCGACUAUAUGGAUUCUUUUGACUGUAACCACAUAAAUGAUUUGUUAUAAACAGCAAAGUGAUCAAAGCGGAAAGAAUGAGUGACUUAUUUUCCCACCAUUUUGCAGUUAUGUAGGUCAGUGAGCCAAAUGCAGCAAAAAGGGAACACUCAGGGAGAAUCGUACACCAUGCCCUUUCAUCACAUGCUUUUAAAAGCCACAGAGUACAACUACGGUGUUUUAAUCGCUAUGGCAUGGUAUAGCGCUUAACCAGGUGACAUCUACAAACCAACACAGAAAAAGUGGUUUCUGACAAACAUACAUCCUCAGGGGGAAAGAGCCUAAAAAAUUUACCUUAUAUGGUAGCAGAUGCACAUCAUUCGUUAUUGAUUCUCUGUUGCCAUGGUUAAUUGUGCACUGAAGAAAUAUCAGGAAAACACAGCCCGGCAUACGUUAUAUUGCCCAAUGGCACAAGUACUGGAUGUUCUCUCUUUUUUACUGUUGUUGUUUUUUACUGUUGCAGCAAUCGUUUACUGUUGAAUUUCCUUAACUAAUCAAUGCUUUAUUUAUAUAAGAAUAAAAAUGCAUACAAAUUUGUUUAAAAAUCUUCCCUUUUGUAAGCGCUAUCAUCCAAAGCUUAGUCUUUGAACAGGUACAAUUCAGAUAAUAUACGAUGUAUGUAAAAUCAAUGUCUGACCCAUAAACAGGUUGUUUUCUCAUUACCAGGUGUAAGCGCUGUCACAGUGUCUGUGCAAUCAGCAGAAUAGCUCACAGAAGUGACUCAUAAUGACGUUGUCAAUAGCAUGAUAAGGCUGUAUUUAAUUUCCAUGGUGAUAAACAAUCCUAAAGUCAGAUUAUCAAAUUAUCAAUGCGGUCAUAUCCCAUGCGGAUAAAUUGUAUAUUGAUAUAGACUUAAUAAAAACAUGAAACCUGUUGUAAAUCUUAUAAUAUGGAAUAUUUUGUCUGUAAAUUGAGGUUGACAUAACUGUAACAACAAGUAUUGUGUUGGAAAGAGCAGUGAGUUACACCUAAACACCACUGAAUGACAAGAACAUCACAGCCUGUCAACCUGUUAACCACUGAAUCUUUCCUCUGAGGUUUUAAGGUAGGUCACCAUUCAAAGUCUCUAUCAUGUAUAAAGAAU